GCUACCCUAAAGAUGUAGCUUUACAUGGAGAUCAAAUUCGGAAAUAUGUACUGCUGCCCUGCUCGCUCGUGACUGGAUCAAAAAUAUUGGAGCACCGUUACUGAUAAGUUUGUUUUCCUUCCCCGUGUGUCUUAUUGUGAGAGAGAGAGAGAGAUAAAGAGAGAGAGAGAGAGAAAGAGAGAGAGCGAGGGAGAGAAAGAAAGUGAAAGAGAGAGAGAGGCGGUGGGAACGAGGAACCACAACUGAUCCUUUUCCCCAAAGUCGGCUGAAGAAGAUUAUUUUGUGUGGGUGCAUGCGUGAGUUGUGGGGGGGUUUUGAUGCUACUUGCAAGGACUGUGGGCUGUGCACACGCAAUCUUCAAAGAAGAUUUUUUUCUCUCCUGUUGUUGCAAGUGACAGUUAUUUAAUGCAAAGAAUCCCGUCCGGGGAAAGACUGUACAAUGGAGGAAGUCGAUUGUAAGUAAAGCACCGCGAUAUUUAAAAUAAAAAACAGCAACAAUAUCCUUCAUUAGAGACCGAUUGUUCGCUCAACAUCAAAGGGGCGGAACAAAAUUAAUAUUUGCGAAAAUAUUAUCACACAAUUUGAUACUUUAAAAAAAUCUUCGUUCAAUACAUUGUGGAGAGAGGGAGAGGAAGGAAACUAAAGGACAGUGAAGGGUGGCUUAUAACCGAAAGAUGAGUUUAGUUGGAGGAUUUCCUCAUCACCCUGUGGUACACGAUGGUUAUCCUUUCGCCGCGGCCGCAGCAGCAGCGGCCGCCAGCCGCUGUCAUGAAGAGAGCCCCUAUUUCCACGGUUGGCUCAUCAGUCACGCCGAGAUGUCCCCGCCAGACUACACCAUGGGUCCUAACUACAGCCCCGAGUACGCGAACGGCGGCGGCGGCCUGGAUCACACGUCGUACGGGGCAGUUUCCUCGGCGGCGGCGGCGGCAGCGGCGGUGGCUGCGGGCACCAGACCGACCAAGCGCAGGGGGACGGCCAAUCGCAAGGAGAGGCGCAGGACUCAGAGUAUCAACAGCGCCUUCGCCGAGCUGCGGGAGUGCAUCCCCAACGUGCCCGCGGACACCAAGCUAUCCAAGAUCAAAACCUUGCGCCUAGCCACCAGUUACAUCGCCUACCUCAUGGAUCUCCUGGCCAAAGAUGAGCAGAACGGAGAGACUGAGGCCUUCAAAGCGGAAAUCAAAAAAGUCGAUGUCAAAGAGGAAAAGAGGAAGCGAGAGUUGAAUGAAGUUCUGAAGAGUACAGUCAGCAGCAGCGACAAGAAGACAAAGGGACGGACUGGUUGGCCGCAACACGUCUGGGCUUUGGAACUGAAACAAUGAAAGAUUGAACCUGACCUUAGAAGGUGGGGGACAAGAGACGUACAGAUUUGUUUCCCCGAGUAUUUGUCACGCAAACUUUCGCACGUCGACAGAAGCUAUAUAUGUUGAGAAUCAACUUUAUUUAUAUGUGCAAUUUACCCAAACCCUAGAGAGAGAGAGGGAGUGCGGGAUGUUGGAAGAAAACCCAUUUCACUAUGGAAGAGAAAGGCCGAGUUGGUAAGGGGUUGUGUUGUUUCAUAGUAGAUGUGAAUGUUGUUCUCCCGUUCCUCCUUUUUUAAAUGUGUUAAAAACGUUUAUAGCACGCACACACACACACACAACAUAUUUCUCGGUAAAGAAUUAUGUAUGUGCAGCCUAUCUUUCAAAGUACCUGGCAGGUCUUUUUGAGGUAUAAAUAUUCAAGAUUUGUUUUUCUAAUAUUGUAUUGGGACGAAAAGUAGGUGUACCAAAGUGCAAUUUGGUCACGUUAGUGUGCCGCAUUUAGUAUUACGUUGUUGUGUUGUGGUCUUGCAGUAUUUCGUUCGGUUAUUUUCCAAUAAUUGUUUGAUUUGUGCACUUCCGUCCAAAAGGUGGAGAUUAAUAUUGGAGAUGUAAACGUUGUAAUUAUUGUCAAUAAAAAAAAACACUUUUUUAAUAAAAACUAUACACAUA
Amblyraja radiata (thorny skate) is the source of this 1970-nucleotide messenger RNA. It is a transcript of the gene hand2, whose product is annotated as heart and neural crest derivatives expressed 2. Gene Ontology annotation, molecular function: RNA polymerase II transcription regulatory region sequence-specific DNA binding; DNA-binding transcription factor activity, RNA polymerase II-specific; protein dimerization activity. The transcript has 2 exons. Gene Ontology annotation, biological process: regulation of transcription by RNA polymerase II; heart development. NCBI's taxonomy places the organism in Eukaryota, Metazoa, Chordata, Chondrichthyes, Rajiformes, Rajidae. Bases 675 to 1319 code for a protein of 214 amino acids. The record is from RefSeq and is a predicted model, not a curated record.